AUGAGUCGCAAGAGAGUAAGAUCAUCGGAAGCCGUGCAGUACUGGUUGAUGAAGUCCGAGCCAAACAAGUUCUCUAUCGAUGAUCUUAAAGAAUGUGGACGAUCACCAUGGGAUGGUGUACGCAAUUAUGCUGCGCGGAAUUACAUGAAAUUGAUGAACGUUGGGGAUCGUGUUUUGUUUUACCACAGCAACGCGAAGCCACCAGGUGUUGUGGGUCUUGCCUCCGUAGUGAGAAAGGCCUACCCUGAUCAUACAGCUCUGGACGCCACUUCAGAGUACUACGAUGCCAAGGCCACUGAGGCUAAAAAUCCAUGGGAGAUGGUUGAUGUCCAAUUUGAGGAGAAAUUUUCAUCUCUAGUUUCACUAGAGCAGUUAAAAGAGGAGAAGAAGCUUUCCAGUAUGUUAUUAUUCACAAGGACGAGACUGAGCGUGCAGCCUGUUACGAAGAGUGAAUACGAACACAUUGUGUCGUUGGGGCGGAAGGGAUGA
Trypanosoma theileri is the source of this 489-nucleotide messenger RNA. RefSeq names its product thymocyte nuclear protein 1. NCBI's taxonomy places the organism in Eukaryota, Euglenozoa, Kinetoplastea, Trypanosomatida, Trypanosomatidae. The record is from RefSeq and is a predicted model, not a curated record. Bases 1 to 489 code for a protein of 162 amino acids. The transcript has a single exon. Gene Ontology annotation, cellular component: nucleus.